This is a messenger RNA of Boleophthalmus pectinirostris (great blue-spotted mudskipper), 3581 nucleotides long. RefSeq lists its product as uncharacterized. Gene Ontology annotation, molecular function: protein binding. NCBI's taxonomy places the organism in Eukaryota, Metazoa, Chordata, Actinopteri, Gobiiformes, Gobiidae. Bases 61 to 2841 code for a protein of 926 amino acids. The transcript is spliced from 9 exons. The record is from RefSeq and is a predicted model, not a curated record.
AGUGCAGCGGGAGGAGUGUGUGCGCUGCGCGGAGCAGAACGGUGCGGUAGAUCGGUGAAGAUGGCGGAGACUGUGCGUCCUCUCGGUGAGCGCCGGGCGCAGAGUGAAGCAGACGGUGGGAAAACUGCUCUGUCGUUACAAGGUCGAGGAUAUGGGAGAAAACGGAAGGGGACCCCUGUCAAAGUGUUCGUGCCUGACUCCGGGGAAGGAGCAGGGCAAGGUAAAGGAGCUGCAGACAGAGUGGCAAUAGUGGACAAAAAGAACCUCCCUCAAAAACUUAAUAAAGUCUCCCGUGGGUCCAAGUCCAGUUCUGGCUUCACACCGGCUCCACUCCCCACCACAGAUGCAGGACCUGCUCAGACCCCUCCACACCCCUCUUCCCCCAGACACAGCCCUCCCCCUGCCCCCAACUGUCGGAUCCGGGAGGUCCACUGCGCCAAUCAGGUCCGUCUUGUAGUUAUCGCCAUUCGGGACAUCGCCAUGGGUGAGGAGAUCACAGUGGACUACAGCCUCAUCGAGUGGGGAGAAAACCUGGGAUUCAGAGGAGGUUUGUCCCCAGCACAACUUGAGUACACUGCGGAGACAGAGAACAACAACAAAAUCAAAAAGGAGGAUGAACCUCUCCCUCUGACUGUACCACACCAGGACCAGCAGCAGGUCUACGUCACCCCCUCCUGGUCCCUGUCCCCGUCGGCCUCACCCUCUGAGCGAGAGGAAGACAACCCCAGCCCACAAGGAUCCACACCCCCCCUCCGUAAAAAGCCUCGGACAACCUCAAAGAAAAAGACCCCCCAUCGGACAUCACCGGGGCGCGCUCAGCAAAUCACACCCAGCUUUGACCAUCAUGACCAGUCCAUUCCUUCAUCUGAUCCACCUCCACUGCAGCUGCCUUCAUCUCCCUCCUCCUCUUCUUCAGCUAAACCAGUGUUCAAACCCGCCGCAGACUGCAUCACCCAAACCUGUGAGUUCUGCGGGCGCCAUUUUCGCUCCUUGGGUCGCCACUUGGACAAGCAUCAUGCACACCAGCCUGACGUGUGCUCCGCCCUGGUGGAGAGAUACACGCAGAUGCCCCGCUUACAAGCCCAAAGCCCCCACCCCAAUUCACCCCACUCUCAUUUACCCCUCCAAGCGAACUCACCAGAGGAUUCUCAAGUCCAGGAUCUGUCUCUGAGUCCACCCAGUCUCACAGCAGUCCAUCAUUCACCUCCACUGUCCCCUUCUCCAUCGCAGAGCAGAGUGGUUCUUUCUGUUUACACACACAGCCCGCCGCCUGCAGCUGUGGACCCGAUUAGAAAGGGGGGGAAGAAGAGGUCAAAGGCGGUCCAGGUAGAAUCAGCUCUGAAGGCGGUCAAAGAUGAGAAUGUGCGUGCUCAGAGUCCAUUGGGUGAAGUGAUGGAGCCGUUAAGAUUAAAGCAGGACGAUGUUUCUGACGUCGAUGAGGAGAAUAAUGUGAGAGAAGGGGAAUUCGACGGUGGCACCGAAGAUAAGAUGUUAAGCUCUUCCGGACAUCCCCGCAUGCUUUUCCUCCUCUCCUCCUUGUCGUCUCUGGUCCUUUACCUGCGCCGCCUUCAGCACUCGGCCUUCCUGUCUCUGUCACGGCAGCUUCAGUCCCCUGAAGCCUGGAGACUGCUGUGCCACUCCAGCUUGUCCCUGCUCAUACUAUACAACCGACGACGCGAAUGUGAGGUUUCCAAACUCUUAAUCUCGGAGUACCACGCUCGUGUCACCCCUCAGUGUCCCGUCCCAGUCCCACCUGGCGCUCCUCCUGCUCUCACCCCCCUGGAGGCUACUUUGUCCCCCUUUGAGCGCCUGGUGCUGACCCAUCUGCCCAGAGUAGGGGUGCAAGGAAAGCGCGGAAGAAUCCAGCCUCUUAUUCUGCCCCCUCAUAGUGAGCACUGUCUGGAGCUGCUCUUACAGACUAGACAAGGGGUAGGCGUGGACCCAGCUAACCCGUAUAUGUUUGCCCGGCCGUACCACUCGCCGGCCACCCCCCUCCGAGGCACAGAUCUGCUCCGUAGCUUGGCCCGCUCCUGUGGCAUCCAUAACCCGCGGGUACUGACCCAGACUCGGGUGCGGAGGCAGGUAGGCAUCCUCACCCAGCUCCUACUCCUGGGAGAGGGGGAGGAGCCAGGGCAGGAGGGGGGCGGAGCUGUGGAGAGGUUGGAGCAUUUCCUGGAGAGAGAGUACCACGUGAUGCAGAGCUGCGCCGACAUUGGUCAAGACGCGGUGCUGAUGGGCAGAGUGGGGCGUGUGGUGCUUUGUGGAGAAAGAGACGGAGUUCUGUUCAGAGGGAUGAGUCUGAACCACAUCUGUCUGGAGCUAGAUGUAAUGUCCGAGAACUCUGCCGACUCGUAUUCAGAUGGAGAGUCAGACGGAGAGACAGUGAAGGAGAAAAGUGAGACUUCAGGUGCAGGUCCAUUACAGACCCAGGCCUCUGCUCUGCAUAAUGUGAAGAAGUUCAAGAAGCACGGACACACCAAAAAACAAAAGAACGCACUUUCACCAUCUGCUUCGCUUUACCCUCUUUCACCUACCAGUCGCAAGGGUACAGGAAAGCGCGGGGUCCUAAAGCGUCCCUGGUCUGAGGCGGAGAGAGCAGCGGUGGAAGAGUAUCUGAAUCAAAGUAUCAGUGAGCUACGAGUUCCUGCCAAAGCCGACUGUGAGCGCUGCCUACAGAACAGUCCACUGCUGGUCAACAACCACCGAGAUUGGAGAGCCGUGAAGUUCUACUGCCACAACCGCAUCCAGCUGUUAAAGAAGAUCCAGAGACGAGCGAGCCAGCCCCUGUCCCUGUCUGUGUGCCGAAGAGAGGCCACACUGGCAGAAGAUACUUUGCAGUAACGUCAUGCUUGGGGUGUCCUAUGUGGGAGUUACCAUGGUGACAAAAUGCACACAUUAGCAAAAACGGUCAAAAAGUUUUAAGAUAGUCUGAAAACUGGAUUUAAACUGCACAUUUUCAGGAGACUAUGAUCAAUAUGAGCGUUCAUGGUCCUGUUUAGGUUUCGAGACUAACUAAGAAAAAAACCCUGAUAUUUAAUGUUAGUUAACUUGGGACUGUAAUGUUAUCUGAGAGACUUGCACAAAUCAGCUCAUCUGUUGUAGUUCCAGCUAAGUCCACUCUUUUUGGUCAGAUGGUGUUAAAACAAACCUCAGACUACAGUCUAUCUUGAGUAACUGCGCUUCAAACAGAGCAGUGCCUACAGUUAGCAUCACACCGGGAAAAGACAAAAGCAUGUUUUGUACUCAAAAUGCUCAGUAUAAAAUGUUUUGGUCUAUUGUCUUAUGUGGGUGAAGUCACAUCUAAUCUUUUUCAUAAUAAAAAGAGUAUUUGCUCAUUAUUUGGAGUGAAGGUGCUUGUGUAUGUUUGUCAUGUUUAAUGAAAGUAUAACUGUGUUUUAUUUAAACUCACGUACACUAGUGUCUGUUACACAUGUGCAGCCUACAUUACUGUUCUGAUAGACAAUAGACUGUAUUUGUUUCCAUUUCUAUACAGAUGUAAAUAGUGCUUCAGAGAAAAGACUGAGAUGACUUUGUUGUUAUGUAUUCUUUUUGUAAAUAUUAUUAUAAAAAACUUAAGCAUA